AAAAACAUUGAAAGACAUCAUAAAACCGUUUGUAUCGCGUGUAUCUAUCGACAGUUCAAAUUAUCAACUGGAUUGCAACCGGCAUGCACUUUGACCGCCGACACGAGGUGUUUGUGUUUGUGUUUGCUUGUCACACAGAGUCAAGAGCGCUUAUCGUGCGAUGGCCCACUGACAGUCUCAGCGGGGCUAUUGUAGUUUUCACGUGACGCGCCUUCCUAUACCCCAUCUCUGAUAGCCGACCAUUCGUCAAACGAGUGCCUACUUUCGCAGUCGCGACCACGCCUAAUGAUCACCACUUUAUGAAUUAAAAAUAAAAUUAAAAAAAAAAAAAGUAAAACAUAAAGUGUCAGUGUUUCUAAACGAACGAUUUCGUAAUUGGAAUGACGUCGGUGUCGCGCGGGAAAACUCAUGUAUUAUCUGUGCAUGUGAAGUGUCAAGUGAUAUGCGCAGACUGCGUACGCGUAUUUUGAGAAUGAUAAAAAGGAAGGUAGCGGCGGCGCGGCUGAGUGACAGGCGCGCUCGCACCAUGCUCGCCAGCAUCAAAGGAUUCUGGAAGGUGUGCCGGUAUGGAGACCUCUACAUGGUGCUGGCGGCCCUCGCCGCGCAGUCUAUCAACAUCUCGGUGGGAUUCUGCCAAGGCUUCUCCGCAGUUCUGUUGCCCCAGUACACGCACGAAUAUCCGGCCAUCUCGCAUGAUCAGAGUUCAUGGAUUGCCAGUCUCGGCGUGAUAUCCAACCCCAUCGGCGCUCUGCUGGGCGGCAUGAUGGUGGACGCGGUGGGGCGUCGCCUGCUGCUGCAGUCGAUAGUGCUGCCCAACCUCGUCGGCUGGCUGGUCAUCGCCUUCUCCGAGACCUACGUGUUCCUCUGCGUCGGCAGGUUCAUCACUGGAUUUACUAUUGGUAUGUCAACGGUGUCAUACAUAUACGUCGCCGAGAUAACGACGCCAGAAAAACGUGGAGUUCUAAGCGCCCUGGGUCCAGGGCUGGUCUCCACGGGAAUAUUCAUCGUGUAUUCACUCGGAGCGUUCGUGCAUUGGCGCAAAGUGGCCGCCAUUUGCGCGGGCGUGUCUCUCCUCACACCCUUCUUGAUGUACUUCGUGCCGGAGUCUCCUCUGUGGCUCGCGUCCAAAGGUCAAAUGAAGGAAGCGUACAACUCCAUGUUUUGGCUGAGACAGAACAACAACACCGCGCAACAAGAGUUGAUGGAGUUCACGAAAGAUCGAAAAACCGACGAAUCUAUGACGUUCAGACAAAAAAUGGGACUGUUCAAACGGAGGAACGUCUUGAAGCCGUUCGCAUUGCUGAUAGUCUUCUUCAUGUUCCAAGAGAUGUCAGGGAUAUACAUAAUACUGUACUACGCUGUUGACUUCUUCAAAUCGGUGGGAACGAGUGUCAAUGAGUUUACAGCUUCUAUAAUAGUUGGCGGGGUGAGAGUCUUCAUGGGUGCGGUGGGAGCUUGUCUCAUAAACAGUUUUAGACGAAAGACUUUGGCUGCAACUUCAGGUUUGCUGUUAGGAUUUGCAAUGUUAGGUGCUGCAGUAUGUGACAGUGUAAACGGUCCCCCGUUAAUGAAAUUAGCAUGCGUUUUACUCCACGUUUCCUUCAGUAUGGUUGGGUUCUUACAGUUGCCUUGGAUUAUGUCUGGGGAGCUAUACCCUCAAGAUAUUAGAGGCGUCAUGUCUGGCGCGACAUCUUGUUGCGCUUACGUUCUAAUAUUCUUCAACAUAAAAACAUACCCUCAAUUGGAGAACUUACUUACGAGCAACGGAACUCUAUACCUUUUUGCUAUCUGCGCGAUCAUAGGAGCGGCGUAUUGUUAUUUGUUUCUACCGGAGACUAAAGGGAAGACUCUGAAUGAGAUUAUGAGACAGUUCGACGAGGAAAAGAAAGAUGGCGACCCUGAAGUGGGUUACAUUAAAAACAUUAUCGAAGGGAAACCGGUGCAAAGGAGGCACAGUGCGGGAGCUUCGAUAUCUUUGGAAAAAAGUAAGGAGUGUGACAAAGACUGGAUGCAAAAUACUUCCGAGAAAUAUAGUAAUAAGCUUAAGGAGUAGAAAAUAUAACUGACUGACUGAUUGACUGAGCUUUGAUCGUGAGUUUUCAAAUUAACAAACGCGAUUUUUAUGUUAUGAUGAUAAUCUAGCAAACUUUAAAACAUGAAGACAAUUAUGCCGUCCUUAAGUCAUCAUACAGUGUAGCAAUUAAAUAAUGAAUUUUCAUAAAAGAGAACUUCAAGGCAAGUGGUCUUCACAAAUCAUCUGCAUCAUCAUUUAACAUUAAGUGUGUUAUUAGUAAAACAAACUCCGUGUUUUAUACACGGAGUACAUACAGAAAAUGAUGAAUUUUAACCAUGGACUGUUAUAUUCAUCCGAAUCACUUGCAGGUCUUUUUGCUCAACUUAUAAAGACGCUGCGACACUUGUAACACGCCACGUGAGCGUUAACCACGUUGUGUUACACGUAUGCUUCGGUCUUAAUUUUUUAUUAUAUUAAGAAGGUUCGAAUUUAGAUACUGACGUUUGUUUCCUAUUAGUAACGUUUAAUAAUUUCUUCACAUUAGCGUUUCUUCAUCGCUGUAUUAGCGUAGAAGCUUAUUUAUGUGUGUACACGACGACCACGUAUAUGUGUUUGUGCGCAUUGUCUAUGUGUUUGUACUACACUGGUGUGAAGGGGCUUUAAUCGUGUUUUUUUUAAAUUAAGUCUUAGAAUUAAGUAUUUUUUUAAUUUAUGCAGUUAUUUAAUGUGAUCAGUAUUAUAGGUAUUGAGUGACUACCGAGUUAGAGCCUCUGCAGACAACAGACUUUUUAUAGCUGAUAGGUUAAAUUGGUCUGCUAACGAGUACGCUUGUUAAAUUUUUAGGAACCUGCCAAGAAACUUCUAACUUAGUAAAAUACAAAAACAUUGUUAUUAUUGUUAAUUUUUAAAAAAUAAUUAAUAAUUACAAAAAUGGAAUACUGUGCCAAUUACGUAUAAUGUAUGUAAUCAUGCAUCUCUAUAUUAACUUCGACUGUAAUGUGGACUAACACAAGUCUGAGGUGUGCAGGGGCUCUUAUGAUUAAGUGAGUGAUACAUUCCAUUGUGAUAGUUGUAGCGUGUAUACGAGAUUAGUCAUAAGUCAUCAUCAUCACUAGUGAUUAGUGUUCCACUGGGCACACGCCUCCUCUCGCAUAAUAUAGAGCUUAAUUCCACCACGCAGCUCCAGCGAAUAAGCAUUUGUACAUUACCAUUGCAUUAAACACUAUUUCACCUUUCGUCUUAAUUUCAAAUGUAAUAUUUUAUUAACCAUUUUGUUUCUAGCACAAAAGUAAAAACUACAUAAUAUGUAGUAUUUAGUAUUAAUAGUUUUUACUUUUCUAACUAGACAAUAUUAUACAUUUUAUACUCAGCCUUCAAUAUGUUAAUUAUUAUUGAUGUAAAAAAUUGAUGUGAAGUUAUAAAAUUCUGAUUUACACAUAUUAAUUAAUAGUAUGUAAGUAAAUAAU
This is a messenger RNA of Bicyclus anynana (squinting bush brown), 3480 nucleotides long. Its product is annotated as facilitated trehalose transporter Tret1-2 homolog. Gene Ontology annotation, molecular function: transmembrane transporter activity. The record is from RefSeq and is a predicted model, not a curated record. Bases 443 to 2053 code for a protein of 536 amino acids. The transcript has 5 exons. Gene Ontology annotation, biological process: transmembrane transport. Gene Ontology annotation, cellular component: membrane. NCBI's taxonomy places the organism in Eukaryota, Metazoa, Arthropoda, Insecta, Lepidoptera, Nymphalidae.